Messenger RNA from Mercurialis annua (annual mercury), 1500 nucleotides. RefSeq names its product mitogen-activated protein kinase homolog MMK1. The transcript is spliced from 6 exons. Gene Ontology annotation, biological process: intracellular signal transduction; protein phosphorylation. Gene Ontology annotation, cellular component: cytoplasm; nucleus. The record is from RefSeq and is a predicted model, not a curated record. Gene Ontology annotation, molecular function: ATP binding; MAP kinase activity. NCBI's taxonomy places the organism in Eukaryota, Viridiplantae, Streptophyta, Magnoliopsida, Malpighiales, Euphorbiaceae. Bases 112 to 1311 code for a protein of 399 amino acids.
CAAAAACAUAAUUGUCUCUCUGUUAAAACCAAAUCUACAGAUCUGUUGACCACAAAAAAACAUCACUUACAAUUAACCACCCCAAAAUUUACAGAUUUCACCUACUCACCAAUGGAUGCUGCAGCUCCGCCACCUGACACCGAUAUGGAGGAUGCUUCCGCCGCUUCCUCCGUCGCACAACACCACCACAAUCAGCCUCCUCCUCCUCCCACAGGUAUGGAGAGUAUUCCGGCCACGCUCAGCCACGGUGGAAGAUUCAUUCAAUACAAUAUCUUCGGUAACAUAUUUGAAGUCACCGCUAAAUAUAAACCUCCGAUUAUGCCAAUCGGAAAAGGCGCGUACGGCAUCGUUUGCUCGGCGUUAAAUUCAGAAACGGGAGAAAAUGUAGCAAUAAAGAAAAUUGCGAAUGCUUUUGAUAAUAAAAUUGAUGCUAAACGGACUCUUCGUGAGAUCAAGUUGCUUCGUCAUAUGGAUCAUGAAAACGUUGUUGCUAUCAGGGACAUAAUCCCUCCACCCCUGAGGGAAUCGUUCAAUGAUGUUUACAUAGCUUAUGAGUUAAUGGAUACUGAUCUGCAUCAGAUCAUUCGUUCAAAUCAAGCAUUAUCAGAAGAGCAUUGCCAGUAUUUUUUGUAUCAAAUUCUCCGAGGAUUGAAAUAUAUACAUUCUGCAAAUGUUCUGCAUAGGGAUUUAAAACCAAGCAAUCUUCUCCUGAAUGCAAAUUGUGAUCUCAAGAUAUGUGAUUUUGGUUUGGCUCGUGUUACCUCAGAAACUGAUUUCAUGACAGAAUAUGUUGUCACUAGAUGGUAUCGCGCACCAGAGCUGCUGUUAAACUCUUCAGAUUACACUGCAGCUAUUGAUGUAUGGUCAGUAGGUUGCAUUUUCAUGGAGUUGAUGGAUCGGAAGCCUCUAUUUCCUGGCAGAGAUCAUGUGCAUCAGCUUCGUUUGCUUAUGGAGCUAAUUGGCACUCCAUCAGAGGCGGAAUUGGGAUUUCUUAAUGAGAAUGCAAAGAGAUACAUUCGUCAACUUCCUCUUUAUCGUCGCCAAUCUUUCACCGAGAAGUUCCCAACUGUCCACCCUUCAGCUAUUGAUCUGGUUGAAAAGAUGUUAACGUUUGACCCCCGACUGAGGAUAACUGUCGAGGGCGCGCUUGCUCAUCCCUAUUUGACAUCACUUCAUGACAUAAGCGACGAGCCAAUCUGUACGACCCCCUUCAACUUUGACUUUGAGCAGCACGCUUUGAGUGAAGAACAAAUGAAAGAGCUGAUUUACCGGGAGGCUCUUGCAUUUAACCCGGAAUAUCAGCAACAAUGAAAAACAAACAUUUUCUGGAAUAGCAAGUUGAUUGUGGCUUUUGAUCACUGUUCGGAUGCUUUUAAUAUUAAUUUCUUCAUGUACAUAUGAUCCACCAAAUUAAAUGCAGGUGGUUCUUCAACUGUUGAAAUGGUGUUUGUAUUGCCCACUUGCUUGAAUUUAGUUCUUUAUUUUAAAUGUGCUUUCAAA